Molecule: messenger RNA, 3934 nt
Organism: Sorex araneus (European shrew)
Lineage: Eukaryota; Metazoa; Chordata; Mammalia; Eulipotyphla; Soricidae
Gene: CCDC142
Product: coiled-coil domain containing 142
Exons: 8
Coding region: 969-3401 (810 amino acids)
Source: RefSeq, a predicted model, not a curated record
UGUAAUUCCUGAGUGCAAAGCCAGGAGUAACCCCUGAGCAUCGCUGGGUGUGACCCAAAAAGGAAAAAAAAAAAAAGCAAGAGGAAAAGCAAACAGUUUGAAAGAUAGUGAAUUAACUUCUGGACUUGAGUUUGAUCUUUUUUUUUGAGAUAAGCCAAUAGUGCCUGCAGUGUUCUCUCAAACCUGAAACUGGCCCUUGCUCAAAAGCCUGUUCCCUGCUUGGGAUGUCCCUGGAGGACAUCCAACCCCUGACCCAGGCAAGGCUUUGCAAACCCCUCUGGCCUCACAUCCUCCACUCCCCUCAAUGACCUUCUCUUUAUUUUUCCUGGGCUUAUGUCUGUCCUCACACUGUUCCUGCUCUGUUGUUCAGGAUCUUCCCGCCGGCAGAUGUGCGCAUCCUCAAUCCUCACCAGCGUGAUCCUGCUGGCUUCAAGACCACUCACGCUGGGCUUGCCCCCAGAGGACAGGGCCAGGGCGGGGGCGGCUCUCGCUCCCGAACACUGACAGGAGGCCUGGCUGAUGUAAACCCGGAGGAGGCAGCAGGUGCUGGACCUUGCAGAGUCCGGGGACAGCGGCGACAGCCGCGUUCUACUGGGAAAGACACGGAGGCUUGGGACAGAGAGCACAGCCAAAAACAGAGCCGGAUGCGACCCUUCUGGGAUCCCUCUCUCUAGGUACACCCCUCAUCUGGCGUGGUCCCGCCGGAGUCCCGGGACUCAGCGCCCCCUCCAGUCCACAGUGACACUGGAGCGAGCGUUUGAUUGGGACACCGGCCCCCGGGGGGGCGUGGCCAAGACGGCCAUCUUUGUUAAGGGCAGAGACUCCGACGACGGAGCGCGAGAGGGCCCAUUAAAUCCCGGCGGUUCCCUCGUCUGAGCCGACGGCUCUGGGGAUGAGGCGGAGUCCGGGCCGCGGCGGGCGUUGGGCUGAGCCCGCGAGUCGGAGUGGUCGGGUCUGUCCCCGGCCCGAUGGCCCAGGCAUCCCGCGCAGGGGGGCUGCCUCCGCUCGCCCCCACGCUGCGGGGCGCCGGGGAGGAGCCCGGGAGGAGGGGGCCGGCGGGCGCGGAGGCCUGGAGCGGGCGGAGGCUGCCGGUGGCGGGGAGCGUCCCGCGCGCUGAGCCCGGGCCGGCCAGGUGGGCGGCGGCGGCGGUGGCCGGUGCCGGCGCGCGGGAGCCGAGCGCGGGCACCCCGAUGCCCCCGGCGCUGCGGCGGCUCCGAGCCGUGUUGCUGCGGCUGCAGCGCGAGCGGGAGCAACUCCUGUACGCCCGGGACUGCGCCCGCCAGCUCCAGGCUGCCGUGCGCCUCGUCCUGCAGAGCCCGAGCCCCGGCGCGCCGCCGUCCGCGCCCGCCCGCGACCCGCUGGCCCUGCCCCCCCGGGGGCCCGGCCCGGCGCCGCUGCUGCUGGCGCGACCCGUCGGACUCGCGGCGCGGCACCUGGAGGCCGCCCUGGAGACCCAGCUCCGCGCGCUGGGCCGGGAGCCCGCCGGGCCCCGCCUGUCGUCCCGACUCGCCGACGCGCUGGGCGCCCUGCCCGCCUUCCAGCAGCUGCAGGGCCGAGCCGCGGGCCGCGUCCCCGGGGCCGCGCGCCCCUUCCCCCCAGCCCGCGUACUGCGCCUCCUGACGGCCGAGCGGGGCUGCCAGCUGGCCAUCCGGCUGGACCGGGCGCUCUGGACGUCGGGUCUGCGGGACCAGCUCCGGAAAGCGUGCCAGGAGGAGCGGGAGCUGCUGCCGGGGGUGCUGGGCCUGCUGGGGGGCGUGGCGGGCUCGGCCCCUCGCGGCCCGGGGCUGGGCGGUGCGGGCGCCCUCUGGAGCCAGUACUGGGCCCUGCUGUGGGCCGCCUGUGCUCAGAGCCUGUCCAUAAACCUGGGACCCUGGAGGGACCCCAGGGCAGCGACACAGCAGCUGGAUCCGGAGCCGGGGCAGGGUGAGUGGCGGGGGGCGUUGGGGGCUUUGCAGAGGCCGUGCUGUCUUCCGUCUCGCUCCCCCGAAAACCUGCCCUCCAAAGCGGCCCCCUUCGGUGCAGCCCACCCGAGCCCUCACCUCCAGCAUCCGCGCCUUCAGACCAAGUCCCGCUUGCUCGGGCCUGGGGGCGGGGGCGGGAGCGGGCAAUGGUUGUGGAAUGGAGACGCCGUUGUUUUCAGGCUUGAGCCCUGUCUCCCACUAGCACCCCUGCCCGCCGAGUGCGAGAAGGAGCUGGUCUCUCUGGGCCGCAGCCUGUGGCGACAGUCUCUGAUCUGGAACUGGGACCAAGGCUUCUGCCGUGCGCUCGGCUGCUCCCGAGAUGACAGAGCGCUUCCCUCGUCGUCCCACACCUCUGGGCUCUGGCAGCAGCUCUUCCCCCCUCUCUUGGAUGCCCUCCGAGAAGACACGACAGGGCUGCACCUCAGUGCGCCUCCAGCUCCUGCACCCCUCGCCCUGGGGCUGUGCACCCUGCAGGCCACAUUGCUUUGGUUUGGGGGCCGAGCUCAGCAGCAUCUGGCAGCCUGGGCCCCCACUUCCUUCCUACUUCUGACCCAGAAGGACUUGCCACCUCUUUUGCAGGAGGCAGAAGGCCUGCACCGCCUGGUCUCCGAGGAGAGCUGGGCACCGGAGCUGGGGUGGCAGCUGGGGCAGCUGGCUGCGCAGGUCCAGAGACUGGCCACACACAUCCAGCUCCUGCCUGAAGAGUAUCUCAGUCUGUUUUUUCAAGAGUGUCAGAGGCAAGCUGCACAAGGCUUUGAAAUGUACAUGCCUCGGGGUCGGUACUGGAGGCAUCGGCUCCUGCCAGAACUGCCCAGCAUCCCUAGCGAGUACGCGGGGCUGGUGGUGCGCACUGUCCUGGAGCCUGUAUUGCAAGGACUGCAGGAAUUGCCAACGCAAGCCCAGGCCUCCGCCCUGGGCCAGGCGCUGACUGCCAUCUUGGGUGCCUGGCUCGAUCAUAUCCUCACCCAUGAGAUCCGGUUCAGCCUGCAGGGGGCACUGCAGCUCAGACGGGACUUCGGAGUGGUUCGGGAGUUGCUGGAGGAGGAGCGCUGGGGCGUGUCUCCUGAACUUCGCCAGACGUUGCUCAUGCUGGGCAUCUUCCAGCGGCUGGAUGGGGCCCUGCUGUGCCUGCUGCAGCAGCCACUGCCCAAGGCUCGUGUGCGCAGGAGGCCGUCCUGCUGCUGUGCGUGCAAUGAAGUCCAGACCAUGGAACUGCCCAGCAGCAACCUCAACAGCUUGGAGAACUUGGAGCCCCCUCCACGGCCUGGAGUGACCUCGACCCAGACAGCUCAGCUGCUAGGCACACUGCGGUGUGGGGGACAGAGCCCCGAGGUUUACCUAGUGGGGAACCAGGAGGCUUGGCUGGCCCUGAGACAGAACCAGCGCCCACGAUGGCAUUUGCCUUUUCUUUUCUGCCUGGGGCUCAGUCCUGAAACGUAAGGAGCCAGAUCAGGAAUGCCAGCAUACGAGCUCCCAUCUCUGGCUGAGAAAGCGCAGGCAUUUGGAAGAGGGUAUUUUAAAGGUCUCCGUUUAGGACCUGGGAAGAAAGCAUAUCUGAGCAUCACAAGCUACACAGAGCUCAGAUUUAAAACUAAGCAUCCAAGAUCACUCCAGAGUGUGGAAUCCAGAGUAAAGGGAAACCUCCAGCCUGGUCAGCAUCCCUGGGACACUCAUGCCUAGUUCCUCGUCCGUGAAGAAAUCUCGGGGCUAGAGGCUGGGAGGACGAGAUUCUGUAAGGGGCACGGCAGGGUUGGAGCCUUUGGAGGAGAACAAAAGCAAUAGAAUGCAGAGCGCCUAGAUGCCGCUUCCCCGUAAGUCCCAAGAGCCAGGUAGCAUACAUUCCCCAGGGAACCACAGAGGUGAGAUAGGCAUUUCUGCAUACAGAUCGUUCCCAUGGUCCCUCACCUGCACUCCCUCCGGCACUGUUUCACGUCACUUAAGAAUAUUGUGCUGUAGGACCUGCUUCAGGUUUA